CCCCCCGGUAGGCGGGGCCGCGCUCUCCCCGCAGCCGCCGCCGCAGCCGCCGCCAGGGCCGCCCGGUGUCCCCGGUGGAGACGCCGCCCCCGCCGCCGCCGGGAGCUCGAUGCGGACGGAGCCCGGGCCGGGCCAUGGGGAUCCUCAGCAUCACGGACCAGCCGCCCCUGGUCCAGGCCAUCUUUAGCCGAGAUGUGGAGGAAGUGCGAUCCCUCCUCUCGCAGAAGGAGAACAUCAAUGUGCUGGACCAAGAGAGGCGAACCCCACUGCAUGCUGCUGCCUACGUAGGCGAUGUCCCCAUCCUCCAGUUGCUACUGAUGUCAGGUGCUAAUGUCAACGCUAAGGACACACUGUGGCUGACCCCUCUUCAUCGUGCUGCUGCCUCCCGAAAUGAGAAGGUGCUGGGAUUGCUGCUGGCACAUUCAGCAGAUGUGAACGCCCGGGACAAGCUGUGGCAGACACCACUGCAUGUGGCUGCUGCCAAUCGGGCCACCAAGUGUGCUGAGGCUCUGGCACCCUUGUUGAGCAGCCUUAAUGUGGCUGACAGGAGCGGACGCAGUGCCCUGCACCAUGCGGUGCACAGUGGGCAUCUUGAGACGGUGAACCUGCUCCUCAAUAAGGGAGCCAGCCUGAAUGUCUGUGACAAAAAGGAACGACAGCCUUUGCACUGGGCAGCUUUUCUAGGGCAUCUAGAGGUCCUAAAACUGCUGGUGGCAAGGGGAGCAGACCUCGGCUGCAAGGACCGCAAGGGCUACGGGCUGCUCCACACAGCUGCUGCCAGCGGUCAGAUUGAAGUUGUGAAAUACCUGCUCCGGAUGGGGGCUGAGAUUGAUGAACCCAAUGCUUUUGGAAACACAGCUUUGCACAUCGCCUGCUACCUGGGUCAGGAUGCUGUGGCUGUUGAGCUGGUGAAUGCAGGAGCCAAUGUUAACCAGCCCAAUGACAAGGGCUUCACGCCUCUGCACGUGGCUGCAGUCUCCACCAAUGGCGCUCUCUGCUUGGAGCUACUGGUCAAUAACGGGGCUGACGUCAAUUACCAGAGCAAAGAAGGGAAAAGUCCUCUGCAUAUGGCUGCCAUCCACGGCCGUUUCACCCGCUCUCAGAUCCUCAUCCAGAAUGGUAUGGAUUCAGGAACACUUUUCCUAGAUGCCUGCCACUGA
Molecule: messenger RNA, 1160 nt
Organism: Erinaceus europaeus (western European hedgehog)
Lineage: Eukaryota; Metazoa; Chordata; Mammalia; Eulipotyphla; Erinaceidae
Product: serine/threonine-protein phosphatase 6 regulatory ankyrin repeat subunit C-like
Exons: 10
Coding region: 135-1160 (341 amino acids)
Molecular function (GO): protein binding
Source: RefSeq, a predicted model, not a curated record